Molecule: messenger RNA, 606 nt
Organism: Rhizophagus irregularis DAOM 181602=DAOM 197198
Lineage: Eukaryota; Fungi; Glomeromycota; Glomeromycetes; Glomerales; Glomeraceae
Product: TATA-binding protein
Biological process (GO): DNA-templated transcription initiation
Molecular function (GO): DNA binding; RNA polymerase II general transcription initiation factor activity
Source: RefSeq, a predicted model, not a curated record
AUGGUUGACGAACAAAACAGUAGUGUCGCUGAUCAAACAAACCAGUCACAACCACAAAGCGUUGCUGGAAUGGUUCCUACGUUGCAAAACAUCGUCGCCACUGUCAACCUUGACUGUAGACUUGACCUCAAAACAAUUGCACUUCAUGCCAGAAACGCGGAGUAUAAUCCAAAGCGUUUCGCUGCUGUUAUCAUGCGUAUCCGUGAACCUAAAACGACGGCCCUGAUCUUUGCUUCUGGCAAGAUGGUCGUCACCGGUGCUAAAUCUGAAGAUGACUCCAAACUUGCAAGCAGAAAAUACGCUCGUAUCAUUCAGAAACUCGGCUUUGCUGCUAAAUUUACCGAUUUCAAGAUUCAAAACAUUGUCGGAUCUUGUGAUGUUAAAUUCCCUAUUCGUUUGGAAGGUUUAGCUUAUUCUCACGGACAUUUCAGCAGUUAUGAACCAGAAUUAUUCCCAGGUCUUAUUUAUCGUAUGGUUAAGCCUAAGAUUGUACUUUUAAUCUUUGUGUCCGGAAAAAUUGUAUUAACUGGUGCUAAAGUACGACAGGAAAUUUAUGAUGCUUUUGAAUCCAUCUAUCCUGUAUUAACUGAAUUUAGAAAGCCUUAA